Prionailurus viverrinus (fishing cat) is the source of this 3060-nucleotide messenger RNA. RefSeq names its product retinol saturase (gene RETSAT). Lineage: Eukaryota; Metazoa; Chordata; Mammalia; Carnivora; Felidae. The coding region runs from base 228 to 1862 and encodes 544 amino acids. The transcript is spliced from 10 exons. The record is from RefSeq and is a predicted model, not a curated record.
GCCCCGCCUCCCGGCAGCCUGGGAAACUUGGCGCUGCAGGAGUACGAGCUGCCCGGAGGGCCAGUCCACGCCGGACUCCUGGCUCCAGGCCGGAAAGGUUCUGGCUGAUCAAAGGUCGAUGUUUCCCCCGCCUCCUGGCCGGGAAGGAUAAAUACGCGCGGCGGAGGCACAGCAGUACAGGCUGGGGGUCGUGUCUGCGGACCCCGUCCUUGGGCCCCGCCGGCGCUAUGUGGCUUUCGCUGCUGCUGCUGCUGCUGCUGGUUGUGCCGCUGUUGGCGGUCCUCUGCAAAGGGCACCUGCGGCCGUUCGCAGGCAGCUCCCCGAACCCCUUCUCCGAAGACGUCAGGCGGCCCUCCGCGCCGCUGGUGACCGACAAAGAGGCCAGGAAAAAGGUUCUCAAGCAAGCUUUCUCAGUCAGCCGAGUGCCAAAGAAGCUGGAUGCAGUGGUGAUCGGCAGUGGCUUUGGGGGCCUGGCUGCAGCUGCGAUUCUAGCCAAAGCUGGCAAGCGAGUUCUGGUACUGGAACAACAUACCAAGGCAGGAGGCUGUUGUCAUACUUUUGGAAAGAAUGGCCUGGAAUUUGACACAGGAAUCCAUUAUGUCGGGCACAUGCAAGAGGGCAAGAGUAGCCGUCUUAUCCUGGACCAGAUCACUGAGGGGCAGCUGGAAUGGGUCGCCUUGUCUUCUCCGUUUGACAUCAUGGUACUAGAAGGAACCAACGGCCGAAAAGAGUUCCCCAUGUACAGUGGGAAGAAAGCUUACAUUCAGGGCCUCAAGGAGAAGUUUCCCCAGGAGGAAGCUGCCAUUGACAAAUAUAUAAAGCUGGUUAAGGCUGUGUCCCACAGAGUCGUCCUGGCCAUCUUGUUGAAGACCCUCCCGUUGCGCAUAGCUCAGCUCCUCAGCAAGUGGGGGCUGCUCACCCAUUUCUCUGCCUUUCUUCGUGCUUCCACCCAGAGCCUGGAUGAGGUCCUGCGGCAGCUGCCGGCCUCCCCGGAGCUCCGGGCGGUGCUCAGCUACAUCUUCCCCACUUACGGUGUCACUGUGAAGAAGGGUCAGGAGCUGGUGAACAUCUAUUGCCCCAUCGUGAUCUCUGACGCAGGACUCUUCAAUACCUACAAGUACCUACUGCCAGAGAAUGCCCGCUGUCUGCCAGGCGUGAGGCAGCAGCUGGAGAUGGUGCGGCCUGGCUUGAGCACCUUCUGUGUUUUCAUCGGCCUACGAGGCACCAAGGAGGACUUGGGGCUGCAGUCCACCAACUACUUUGUGUAUUUUGACACAGACUUCGACAAGGCGAUGGAGCACUACAUCUCGAUGCCCAGGGAAAAGGCUGCAGAGCACUUGCCCAUCCUCUUCAUUGCCUCCUCCUCAGCCAAGGAUCCCACUUGGGAGGACCGGUUCCCAGACCGGUCCACGAUGAUCGUACUGGUGCCCACCUGCUAUGAGUGGUUUGAAGAGUGGCAGGAGAAGGCAGAGGGAAAGCGGAACAGCGACUAUGAGACACUCAAAAACUCCUUUGUUGAAGCCUCUCUGUCGGUUGUCAUGAGACUGUUCCCACAGCUGGAGGGGAAGGUGGAGAGUGUGGUUGGAGGGUCCCCGCUGACCUACCAGUUCUAUCUGGCUGCUCCCUGGGGUGCCUGCUAUGGGGCCAGCCAUGACCUGGACCGCCUACAUCCUCAUGUGAUGACCUCCAUGAGGGCCCAAAGCCCCAUUCCCAACCUCUACUUGACAGGCCAGGAUGUCUUCACCUGUGGGUUGGUGGGGGCCUUGCAAGGGGCCCUACUAUGCAGCAGCACCAUCCUGAAGCGGAACUUGUACCUAGACCUUAAGAAUCUCAACUCAAGGAUCCAGGCUCAGAAGAAUUAGUCCAGAGUGGAGUCUGAGGAAUUUGGCUGGUGCUAUGGCACAGCCCUGGACUUAGCCAUAAUGGCUUCCUGUACUCGUUCUUUCCUCGCAUAAGGCACUCUAAUCUGUUUUUGAUUUCUGAAGAGGUCUGACACACAGGUCACAAUUCUUCAAUCACAGUUCUCAAGUUGCACCUCUUCCAGCUGGGCAGGUGAUUGCUCAGAGCUAACACUGCUAUCCCUGGUAAAAGGCCCGGGGUAGCCCAGUGACUUGGGCAGCCUGUUUGGUCAAGCAGUGCUUUGCACACUGCGCUCCCAUCGCCUCCCAACCCAGAAGAGUCCAACUGAAUAUUCUUUUGGUCAGGUGGACAGAACCCUCCGUAGUCUUGGUCAGCUGAAGCAGAUUGGGCCAGAUGUCCUGAGACUUCUCUUCAUUCUCCUUGCUGCACCAAAGGAGUUCCAUACUGCUGUUGGAAAAGGGUGCCUAGAGAGGUUUUUGUCAAAACCUGGGCAUGGUUUUGGUUGUAGUUCCGUGGGUUCAGAGGCCCCCAGAGAGCCCGUUUUUGUUGGUUCCAGUGGCUCUUUCAGAGGGUGGGGAAACACCUAGGGUAGUCUCAAUGUGGUUGUGGGAGUUGGGGGUAAAGACGUUAGCGAAGUAUAUAUUGAAAUAUCCAAUUCACAUGCAGCCGGGCCCUAGGUUUGUCUUCCUUAUUUUCACGGUAACAUUGGGUCUCCACUGGGUCAGCACCAAGAUACCCUCAUGGAGCUCAGUACCUGAGCCUCAAAAGUUUAUCUUCCAAAAAUCCACAGCAAAGGGUGAUGUUAGCAGUUACAACACUGGACUGGAAAGAUGAGUUCAUGGGGGUUGAAGCAGACUGAAAGAAUGUUCCAGGCCAAGAUUACAGCAGAUGACAACCACAGAGGUAACUGAUUGUAAGACAAAUAACCCAGCCACCUCCUAGACCUAGAACAUGGGCUGCCUGGCAGGGAGGAGUGGGGCUGGAAAUCAGUCAGGAUCAGAAUGUGGAAAGCUACGUAACGAGUGUAUAAAGGUCAGGGAUGGUGUUCCCAUUUAUUGGUACAUACGGAGGGGACUGGAUGGAAAGGUGAACAAAGGCUGAAGUUUUUUUUUUUUUUUUAAUGACCUUUCACUUGUAUUAGGCCUUAUUUCUAUCAAUUUGAUUGCCAUUUUAAUAAAUUUAAUGUUUUUAUAGCUUUAA